AUGGCUAGUCACGUGGAGGCAUGGACUUUGUUGUCCUUAGCCCUUGUAAUAAUCCUUAUACGCAUCGGUGUACGAUGGAAGCUUGUUGGACCAGCCAAUUUCCAACUUGAUGAUUAUCUUAUGCCAUUAGCGGGGGUCUGCUUUACACUCGAAACAGUUGCGGCGUACCUCGUCGGUGCCAGAUACCAAGGCCUGACUAACAGCUACAUGACGCCCGAGGAGCGAGCAAGCCUCGACCCCAAUUCGACUGAGUGGGCAAAUCGUGUUGCUGGAUCUAAGAUCCAGAUUAUUGGAUGGUCAUUAUAUGUGGCUAUCCUAUGGACUGGCCUCCAACACCUCCCCACCCGCGUUCGGCUGGGAUAUAUCAUUCUAGGUGUGACAUACCUUGCAACAGCGUUGUCCCUCCUCCUAUCAUGCCAGCCCUUCCAUGCGUUUUGGCAGAUUAACCCUGACCCCGGCAAUAUAUGUCAGCCAACUAAAUCCCACGUCUACGUUUUUGUCUGCGUUGUACUCAACAUUGUUACGGACCUCUACCUUCUCUCAAUCCCACUCCCCCUCCUCUGGACCGUCAAUCUCAACCUGAAGCGAAAAAUUCCACUUAUGGUUCUCUUUUCCGGCGCUACAUUUGUUAUGCUAGCGGGAAUUAUUCGAGCUGCUACAAUUAUGAAGUCCAGUCCCGACGGAGCUGAAUCUGGCUCUCAGUGGGCAUGCCGCGAAACUUUCGUCUCAAUCGUUGUCUCCAACCUGCCCAUCAUCCAACCACUUAUCCGCAAGGGCUUCAACAAAAUCGGUCUCUCCCACGUCUUCAGUUCCUCGGGAGGAAAAACAUCAGGACAGCCAUACGCGCUCUCCAGCCGAGGCUUACAGACCUUGACAAACCGUGGCGAAGGCGAUACCAAGAAGGGUAAGUCAAACGCUGCUGCGCCAUCACAUAUGCAGGCUUCCGCAUGGGGUAGCGAUGAGCACAUCCUAGCUCAGUCCGAGCCUACCUCCAAGGAUAUUACUGUUGUCUCAGAGACUGUCGUGCAGAGUGAGCCAUGGAACUUCCAAGAACCUGGUGGGGGCUCAACAACGCCCCCCAAGGAGUGGAACAGUCACCUGUCGCAUCGAUGA
Messenger RNA from Penicillium griseofulvum, 1113 nucleotides. RefSeq lists its product as uncharacterized. The transcript has 5 exons. Lineage: Eukaryota; Fungi; Ascomycota; Eurotiomycetes; Eurotiales; Aspergillaceae. The coding region runs from base 1 to 1113 and encodes 370 amino acids. The record is from RefSeq and is a predicted model, not a curated record.